GCGCCCGCCUAGUCGAGAGCGCGCGCGUCCUCUCGAAUGCGGCAAGCGAACGUGACGUUCCACUGCUACGGCCUCUACCACUGGACUCUGUCGACGCUGGUGCCCGCGCUGAGCGGACCCUCGCUACUGGCAGCGGGACCUAACGGGACGGGCCUCGCAAUGCUGGCCACCGCUGCGGCGCCCCAGGCACCGCCGUCGACCGCUGCGGCCAAGGGCGACCUCGCGGAGGCCGAGAUGUCGGCCGGCGAGUGGGUGGACGCCUGCUUCCUCCGCCACUCGGCGCCCUGGGUGGUGGGCUACUGCGUGGCGUACACGGCCGUGUUCGUGAUCGGCGUCGUGGGCAACUGCUGCGUGCUGCGCGUGGUGAGCCGCAACGCGUCCAUGAAGAACUCGGCCUUCCACGCGCUGCUCGUCAACUUGGCCGUGGCCGACCUCAUGGUCAUCGUUUUCUGCCUGCCUGUCACACUUGUCGGGCACUUGUUUGGACCUUGGCUCCUUGGUCUGUUCGUUUGCAAGAGCGUCUCAUACCUGCAAGGAGUUUCCGUUUGUGCAUCCGUCAACACUCUGAUGGCCAUUUCAAUUGACAGGUACUAUGCCAUCUGUUAUCCCAUGAAGCGACAGAUUAGCCUGCGCACGUGCCGCGUCGUCAUCGGCGUCAUCUGGGCAUUCAGCCUGACCAUUACGUUGCCGUGGACCUUCUUCUUCCGGCUCAUGCCCAUGCUGAGCGAGAGCGAGACCACGCUGCAGGUGUGCCGCGAGGACUGGCCCACCGAGGGAAUGGGCGUGCUGUACUUCAUCGUCGCCAACCUGGUGCUCUGCUACCUGCUGCCGCUCUGCGUCAUCACGCUGUGCUACGUGUUCAUCUGGCUCAAGGUGUGGCGGCGCCGUCCCCCGGGCGAGGCGCACGACUUCGGCGUCGAGAACAUCAUACAGCGCUCGAAAAUCAAGGUGGCCAAGAUGCUGCUCGUCGUGGUCGUGGUGUUCGCCAUCUCGUGGCUACCCUUGUACGCCAUCUUCGCGCGGCUCAAGAUGGGCGAGCCGCUAGCCGACGGCAGCCUCGAGCAGUCGCUGAUCGAGGUGGCCGCGCCGGUGGCUCAGUGGCUAGGCGCCUCCAACAGCUGCAUAAACCCAAUCCUGUACGCCUUCUUCAACAGCAAGUUCCGCAUGGGCUUCAAGGCCAUCCUUUUCCGGCGCAAAUGCUGCUGCUGCUGCUGGUGCUGCGACGGCGCCAAUGGUGGCCGUCAUCGCUCGGCGGCCAGCGUUGUGCGCCACGAGCUGUCCUGCAACCGGCCUUCGAGUGUGAGGACUUCCCAGGCCGUGGCACGCAGGAAGGAUUCGGGCCUCUCGCAUGUGUUCUGACUCUCGAUGCAGAGAAAUGCCGCAAAGAUGUAGCUGCCAGGUCAAGCACAAAAUAUUUGUGUUUGCGUCGUAGUAUGAUAUGUACACACACAACGACACACACACAAAUUCAGUUCAUUGAACUUCCAUCUUUGCACAGCAGCUGCGUCUCACUGAAUUGUUUAGGAAGGUUUUGUGACACCAGCUUCUUGCUGCUUACAGCGUCUUAUUCGGCGGCGUUGUUGUGCCAAGGAAGGGGAAGAGUAAGACGCCGUUUGAAAAGGUAUCGGUGCCUCCUGUCGUCGUGUAGUCACACGCGAAUAUUUGCCAAAAUGUAUCAUAGCGAAUAUACCACCGAUUUUUUUUCAACAGAUUUAAAAACAUGAACAUGCCAGUUAUUUUUUCACCUUCUCAUCUGGAUUUUAGAAUAUGCGAAAAUCGCAUUCACGGCAAUGUCUGGUAGCUGAUUCAAGAGAUUCACUGAUUACCUUUUCACUUCUUUAUUUUAGGGCACAUAUUGCUAACGCGAAAUUGAAGCCUAAUAGUAUUGCAGUAAUUUCUCCUUAAACGGACUGUCUACUGUUAUUCAUGGACGUUGUGUUCUAUAGCGCAAUAGAAAGCCUAUGAUCGGAAGCGUUUAAACUUGCAGUGGUUUCUCUGGAAAGCUUGUAGAAAGUGUAAAACCAGAAUUUUUCAAUCUGCGUAGUCUCUUAUUGAAACCGUGUACAGACGCCGACAACACUGACUACUAGAAUGGAUGGCAAUCUCACAGGCCAUGCAUCAAUGCACCUCUGAGUUCACCGUAACCCAGUUCGUUUGCGUAAGGCGGCGUUACUUUUCAACGCGCGCUGGCUGGAAAGAAGAAAUAAAUUACUCUCUCACUCAAAGUAAAGCUAGCAGAAGCGCAUGAAAUACAAUUCAUACAAUAUAUCGUAUAGAAAGGAAAUGACUUUUCCUGCGCGGCUUUUUGGUUACGUGGCAAUACACCUAUUGGUUGCGUUGUUUCACCCUCCACAUGUCAUUCUUACUCCGCUUUCAGAGGCAAGUUAGAAAUAUAAUUACUUGUUUAUGGGAUGCAAACAUGCUCAUUUUUGUCAGUAUGAGACACAAUGUUCUCAUUCUCACCACAAUCGAAAGACAUCUUCCAAUUGGUAGGCAGUCCCUUUAACAAAAAUUCCAAAACUAGGAACACAUUCAAAAUAUCUGUCCGUAAAACCCGCUAAAAUGAUUUGCCAUUUUAGUUAGGAUUGUUUCGAAGUGCUAGGGGAAGGCUUUUGGAAAUCUUUUGCGCGUAUGUCUUAGUAACUUUUAUUCGCUAAUAUAUGGAAACUGCUGCUACCUUUAAAAUUUCUGUUUAGCAGACGUGACUUCACUACUGUGUGGCUUCAGUUUCGCAAUUUAAACUAGAACUUUUUAAUUAGCCAUGUUGCAAUUAUAUGAUCGUGAUUUUUGUGCAUUGCAAGUCGCGCGAAAAUUGUGGAUCUCUUCAUGUGAUCUCCUGAAUAACCCCAAUUGAACUAUAUGUUCCUUACCAUUUUUCAAAAACCUGUCCGAACUAAAAAAAACAUAA
Molecule: messenger RNA, 2908 nt
Organism: Dermacentor albipictus
Lineage: Eukaryota; Metazoa; Arthropoda; Arachnida; Ixodida; Ixodidae
Product: neuropeptide SIFamide receptor-like
Biological process (GO): G protein-coupled receptor signaling pathway; cellular response to hormone stimulus
Cellular component (GO): plasma membrane
Molecular function (GO): neuropeptide Y receptor activity; peptide binding
Source: RefSeq, a predicted model, not a curated record